Molecule: messenger RNA, 3989 nt
Organism: Zootoca vivipara (common lizard)
Lineage: Eukaryota; Metazoa; Chordata; Lepidosauria; Squamata; Lacertidae
Gene: KCNH7
Product: potassium voltage-gated channel subfamily H member 7
Biological process (GO): regulation of membrane potential; potassium ion transmembrane transport
Cellular component (GO): plasma membrane
Molecular function (GO): inward rectifier potassium channel activity
Source: RefSeq, a predicted model, not a curated record
AUGCCUGUUCGCCGAGGUCAUGUGGCACCACAGAACACCUUCUUGGGGACCAUCAUCCGCAAAUUCGAAGGGCAGAAUAAAAAAUUCAUCAUUGCUAAUGCUAGAGUGCAGAACUGUGCUAUCAUCUACUGCAAUGAUGGGUUCUGUGAGAUGACUGGAUUCUCCAGACCAGACGUCAUGCAGAAACCAUGCACCUGUGACUUUCUUCAUGGACCAGAAACCAAAAGGCAUCACAUUGCCCAAAUUGCUCAGGCUUUGCUUGGGUCAGAGGAGAGAAAAGUGGAAGUCACCUAUUAUCACAAAGAUGGGUCCACCUUCAUUUGCAACACCCACAUCAUCCCAGUGAAAAAUCAAGAAGGAGUUGCCAUGAUGUUUAUUAUUAGCUUUGAAUACGCAACGGAUGAGGAGAAUGUAGAGUCUCCAGAGAAACUGAACCAGAUAAUCUCAGCCAAAGUUGCAAACCAUGGCAACAACCUUUCAAGAGGCUCAUUUUCAGGCAGAAUUUGGGGGUUCAAGAUACCCGGGCUGAGCCUCUUAUCAUACCGCAAGCAGUCCCUGCCGCAGGAAGAUCCCGAUGCUGUGAUUGUGGACUCGGCAAAACGCAGCAACGACUCCAUGGCGAUGAAGCACUUCAAGUCCCCGACAAAAGAAAGCUGCAGCCCUUCGGAAGCAGACGACACCAAGGCGCUCAUCCAGCCAAGCACAUGUUUGCCUCCGGUGAAUAUAUCAGGACCCCUAGACCAUUCAUCUCCAAAACGGCAGUGGGAUCGACUCUACCCAGAUAUGCUCCAUUCCAGUACAGGACUUACCCAUGCCCAGUCAAAGGAAAGUAUUUGCAAUAUAAGGAGAGCAUCUUCAAUACAAAACAUAGAGGGGUUUAACAUCCAUCCCAAGAAUGUGUUUCGGGACCGGCAUGCAAGUGAAGGUCCUUUUAACCAUAUCAAGUCAAGUCUAUUAGGAUCUACAUCGGAUUCAAAUCUCAACAAAUACAGCACCAUCAACAAGAUCCCCCAGCUCACUCUGAACUUUUCUGAUAUCAAAAAUGAAAAAAAAAGUUCAUCGCCUCCAUCUUCAGAGAAAACAAUUAUUGCACCCAAAGUGAAAGACAGGACACACAAUGUAACUGAAAAGGUUACGCAGGUCCUAUCCUUGGGAGCAGAUGUUCUGCCAGAAUAUAAACUCCAAACACCUCGCAUCAACAAGUUUACUAUAUUGCACUAUAGUCCUUUCAAAGCAGUCUGGGACUGGCUGAUUUUACUGCUGGUGAUCUACACGGCCAUUUUCACCCCUUACUCUGCAGCCUUCCUCCUCAACGACAACGAAGAACAGAAGAGGCGGGUGUGUGGCUAUUCAUGCAACCCACUGAGCAUGGUAGACUUAAUUGUGGAUAUCAUGUUUAUCAUUGACAUUGUCAUCAACUUCCGAACAACAUAUGUGAACCAGAAUGAAGAAGUGGUAAGUGACCCAGCAAGAAUAGCAAUUCACUACUUCAAAGGCUGGUUCCUAAUUGACAUGGUUGCUGCAAUACCUUUUGACCUGCUGAUAUUUGGAUCUGGCUCUGACGAGACAACAACCCUGAUUGGGCUUCUGAAGACAGCUAGACUUCUGCGUUUGGUGAGGGUCGCGCGGAAACUGGACAGAUACUCUGAAUAUGGUGCUGCUGUUCUGAUGUUACUUAUGUGCAUAUUUGCCCUCAUUGCUCACUGGCUGGCUUGCAUUUGGUAUGCCAUUGGGAACGUCGAAAGGGAAUACCUGGCUCGUAAAAUCGGCUGGUUGGAUUCCCUGGGACAGCAACUGGGAAAGCAUUAUAACCGGAGUGAUAAAAGCUCUGGACCAUCUAUCAAGGACAAAUACGUCACAGCACUUUAUUUCACCUUCAGCAGCCUGACCAGCGUCGGAUUUGGAAAUGUGUCUCCAAACACCAACUCAGAGAAAAUCUUUUCCAUCUGCGUCAUGUUGAUUGGCUCACUAAUGUAUGCAAGCAUUUUUGGAAAUGUAUCCGCAAUAAUCCAAAGACUGUAUUCAGGGACUGCACGUUAUCACAUGCAGAUGUUGCGUGUAAAAGAGUUUAUACGCUUCCAUCAAAUUCCCAACCCACUGAGGCAGCGGCUUGAAGAGUAUUUUCAGCAUGCAUGGACAUACACAAAUGGCAUUGACAUGAACAUGGUCCUAAAGGGGUUUCCAGAAUGUUUACAAGCAGAUAUCUGUCUCCACCUCAACCAAAGUUUACUUCAAAACUGCAAAGCUUUCCAGGGAGCCAGUAAAGGCUGUCUCCGGGCUUUGGCUAUGAAGUUUAAGACGACGCACGCACCUCCCGGGGACACCCUUGUCCACUCUGGCGAUAUUCUGACUGCGCUUUACUUCCUGUCGCGUGGCUCCAUCGAAAUCCUCAAGAAUGAUAUGGUGGUGGCAAUCCUCGGCAAAAAUGAUAUUUUUGGAGAGAUGGUCCAUCUUUAUGCAAAACCAGGAAAGUCCAAUGCAGAUGUGAGGGCUUUAACCUACUGUGACUUGCACAAGAUUCAACGAGAAGACCUAUUAGAAGUUUUGGAUAUGUACCCUGAAUUUUCCGAUCUCUUCCUCACCAAUCUUGAGCUCACUUUCAAUUUGAGAAAUGAAAACCCCAAAGCUGAACUCGCAAUAAGGCCACAAACAACUAAUGAUUCAGAUGGUGACAACAGCAAACUCCGAAGAAGGAAAUUCUCUUUUGAAAGUGAAAUCGAUAAAGACUAUGACAAAGACAAUGAGGGUUCUCUGGAUAACACCAGACAUUAUCAGGUCACCAAGAAGCAUUUUGGGGAGAAGAGAAGCAGAUCGUCAUCUUUUGUGUCGUCCAUUGAUGAUGAGCAGAAACCUUUGUUCUCUGGGAUCAUAGGCUACCCAUCUGUCCUGGGAAAGACUGCAGUGCUGGGUUUUGAGGAGAUGAUGCAUGCAACAGAAAGAAUUCAAACUGACAAAAGGAGUCAUUCUUGUAAAGACAUCACCGACAGAAGAAUCUGGGAGGAGGAUCAUAGCAGGAGCCACCAGGAAUUAUCCAGCCAGUCGGCAUUGCCCCAUGUCACGUGGGGCAUCUCCGAAACAGAGAGUGAGAUCAACUAUGGAGAAGUGGAACAGAGGCUAGAUUUACUUCAAGACCAGCUCAGCAGGCUUGAAUCCCAAAUGACUUCUGACAUUCAAACCAUCCUACAGCUGCUGCAGAGACAAUCGGCACUUGUUCCACCUGCCUAUAGCAUGGUGGCCACUGGGGCAGAUUACCAGAGGCCAGCUGUCCGAAUAGUGCAAAGUCUUCACCCCAUAGCAUCUAUUAAAACGGACAGAAGCUUCAGUCCUUCACAGUGUCCUGAAUUUCUAGACCUCGAAAAAUCAAAACUGAAAUCCAAAGAAUCUCUCUCGAGCGGAGUGCAUCUUAACACAGCCUCAGAAGACAACCUGGCAUCAUUUCUGGAACAGGAGCAUGCCCAGUCUUUAGAGCUGCCCCAACAACAUCAUCGUAAGGCUUACCUCCACCAAAUCAGACACCCAUCCUUGCCAGAUUCAUCUCUAAGCACUGUAGGAAUCUUGGGUCUCUAUAGGCAUGUUUCUGAUCCUGGUCUUCCUGGGAAAUAACCCUUUUAUACUCUUACAUCACCUAAAAUGUAAGUGCUUUUAAUGGCUUUUUUAUUUUGUAUUUAUAUCCUCUAUACUUGACUCAGGGGCUGCAAGGAUAUACCAUUAUAUGCAAAAGUACUGUAUAUUUUCCUAACUUUGUAGCUUGUAAGGUAAGGUUAACAAGUAACAAUGUAAAUAUAUAAAUAUAUACAUAUAUAUAUAAACAAACAAACAAACUGUAUGUUCCAAAUAUAAAGUUGCCAGCAUUCUCAAGGCACCUUAUAUUUUUUAAUUUUUUAAAAAGCACCUUGCAUGUUUGGAAAUGAUAAUGGAUCUGUUGCAUGGAGACUACUAUUUACUGUUUUCAAUGAAACCCUAUUUUACUGCGGAUAUGCCUUCAAAAA